Sebastes umbrosus (honeycomb rockfish) is the source of this 1068-nucleotide messenger RNA. RefSeq names its product transcription factor 7-like 1-A. The transcript has 7 exons. NCBI's taxonomy places the organism in Eukaryota, Metazoa, Chordata, Actinopteri, Perciformes, Sebastidae. The annotation marks the transcript as partial. Gene Ontology annotation, biological process: regulation of transcription by RNA polymerase II; canonical Wnt signaling pathway. Gene Ontology annotation, molecular function: RNA polymerase II cis-regulatory region sequence-specific DNA binding; DNA-binding transcription factor activity, RNA polymerase II-specific. Gene Ontology annotation, cellular component: beta-catenin-TCF complex. The record is from RefSeq and is a predicted model, not a curated record.
AUGGGCCCGCUCAACCCAUCAAAUCCGCCUCCACCUCCUGUUGUCGUUCCUGACCUCAACAUCCGCCCUCAGAUUGAUCAAAAUCUGAGUGGAUAUGGAUAUGGUGGGUGCACCCCCCUGGGAGCAGCUCCGCACAGCGUUGAGCCUCCAAGUACCCUGUACAGUACGGCAGGUGCUUACAAUCAGGGACAACAAUGCUAUGUCCACCCUCAGAUGAAUCAAAAUCUGAGAGGAGGAUAUGGUGGGUGCACCGCCCUGGGAGCAGCUCCAAUGAGCAUUGGACAUGCUGCUCCCAUCCCGUACCAAGGACCUCAGUAUGCCAUGCAGCCAGGUCCUCCGUACAGGCAGGCAGGCGCUUAUAGCCAGGGACAGAACCUGCCAUACAGGCCAUACGUCCCGAGUGCAGCAGCCACCCCCUACGCUGCUCCUCCGCUGAACCAGCGCAUGCGUCCUCUUGGAGUGCUGAAUGGAGAGGUGAUUUACGGGUUUCCAGUCAAUUUUCCCGCCACUUCUACCUCUGCUGCUCCACCUCGGCCUCCACCACCGAGCACCUUCACAUCAAAUAAGAGAAAGCGUGAAGACGGGCAUGAUGGUCGGUCAUACGUGAAAAAGCCGCCAAAUGCCUUCAUGCUUUACAUGAAGGAGCAGAGGCCAAUUUAUGCGGCCGUAAUGAAACUCACUGGGACUGCAGGGGUUAACAAGAUCCUUGGAGAUAAAUGGAAGUCGCUGUCCAAUGAGGAGCAGGCGAAAUACUUCCAAGUGGCAGACCGAGAAAGACGGCUCCACGCCCUGCAGCACCCGGACUGGUCAUCCAGUAACAAUUACGGCCAAAAGAGGAAGAGGGAAAGGAGCAAGGCCUCCAAAAUGACUGAAGCAUCUGCAUCAACAUCUGGAGAGGUCACACAGGAAGUGAAGAGGAUGUGUGUGACCCCAGGAUACACAGGUGUGAGAGAGACUCAUCACGCACAGUCAAACGUGAUGCAGCCCUCCACCUCGAUGACAGACGUGACAGUGUCUCAUCACGCACGGUCUAAAAUGAUGCAGCCCUCUACCUCAACGACAGGUGUG